CAUUGCCAGCAAUUUCUUAGACAAUUUUUUACGAACUUGGUAAGCUGUGGACGGAUAUAUGGAUAAGGCUUUACUUUUCUACACCAUGGACUUUUCUAGGCAGCGGUAUUAAGUUACUAACGUCACUGCAGUAAAUAAUUGAUAAGGCGACCAGCUUCUGCUGCCCGGUUUGAUCGAGAUGCAUCAUACGGUCAAGCACAAGCAUUAGCUACUAGCAUCACUUCCAGGGGUGUUUGGACAUCAGCGCUCCGUACUAAUUUAACUUAGUUCUGCGGAAAGUUGAGUACCAUUAGCCGGGUAAAAACACCAACUGUACUGAAUCAUUACAGUGACUGGAGUUGUGUACUGGCUUCACAAAAUAAGGCCGGUGCAUGAACACCAGGUGGCAGCAGUAAAUCACAAUGCUGGGUGUUUCAUACAUCUGGAGACGAGGUGUUUCACAGAGGAUGAAUGCCUGACAUGAAGCUGCUCUGCUGCGUGAUACAUCAGUCUGAUCUCUGACUCGUGUGAAGUUCAGUUCACUGAACCACCUACUGAUGUCACAUGCUCCUUGCUAUAUGCUUAAGUGCCUUUGUCCUCAGGACACGAGGGGUCACUGAAUAGUUUGAUGACGAUGAAAAAGAUGUGAAUCAUAUGCCGUGGCCUUCACCGUCACCAGAUAGGACAGUGCUGGAGAGUAGAAAGCCGGUCGAGGCAGAAACACCACAUGAGGGAAUAUCUGUUGGAAGAACAGUGUUCAUCCCUCCAGUAGAGUUCAGAGGCUAAAGCUGAUGGGAGGCUUCAGCAGACAGAAUUGCUCAAGUCAGGAGGAAGUGAUCUAUCUGGAUGCUCCUGGCCUUAAAUAACUUGGAGAGUCCUGGUGUCCAUGUACAGAAACCAGCAAAGUAGGGCAGAGAUGGUGGAGGAGACCAGCACGACCAGGGGAGUGGACAGGCAGAAACGAGGAGAGCGGGAGGAACAGGACGGACAGGGGACCAUGGUUAUGUUGAAGAUCUCUGCUUUCCUCGUUGCCUACGCCCUGGUCAUUUGCCAGAUGUACUGCUCACAAGCUGCCCCUGCCAGACCGGGUUUAGAGUCCAUGUCAGACCGAGUCACACUAACGGACUAUGAGGCACGAAGGUUACUCAACGCCAUUGUCAAGGAGUUUGUGCAGAUGACAGCGGAGGAGCUGGAGCAGCAGGAAACUGAAGGAAACAGCAUGGACAGGCCCCUAACCAAGCGCUGCUCCAACCUCAGCACCUGUGUGUUGGGCAAACUGUCUCAGGAGCUGCACAAGUUGCAGACGUUCCCUCGUACGAACGUGGGAGCGGGAACGCCCGGCAAGAAGCGCAGUGUGCCUGAGAGCGACAGCUAUGCAAGCUACAGCGAGACGUUUGACAGCAUCUAACCCCCUCCUCAUCAACCUGCCCUUUCUUUUUGUUUUCAUUUACUCCUCUCCUGUCCUCUUCCUCAUCUCAUCCCAGUUUCCUCCUUAUUGUUUUUGGAUUGACAAGUGCAUGUUGACUUUACCUGCUUGAUUGACAUGAGAAGAAUAUGACCUUUAAUCACAUCCACCUUUUCAGUUCUUCCCUCUUUUCCCCUUGUUUGGCAAAGAAUGAAUUGUCCCUAUCAUUUCAGACAAUCAGACUUACUUUUAAUAAAUGUUAAUUAGGCACCAGUUCAGACAUCCAUCUUUGUGUACUGUAUCAUUUGAUGGCGUUUCAAAGCCCCUGGAAUUUAGGAGUUAAAAGAAAUCACUUAAUCAAAUCAUUAAUAAAUGAUUCACUCAUGCGACAGCAUGUUUCUUGUUCAAUAAAUGUAUUUUUUCUACCAGGAAGCCUUAGCUCAUUUUCAUUCUUAGGGAUACUUUAAAACAGUCAGACUUAUUUAUGGACUUAUUUGCAAAUAUGAACAUAAAAUGGACAUAACUAGGGUUAACGAGCAUCUCAUACUGCCCAAGAAAUGAUCUGAGAAGCUUUCACCGAGUCCAAAGGUAAGACAAAUGACAACCAGCAGAAAAUAUAUGAUUAAACCCUACAUGCUUGAUGUGUUUACCUUCUGUCUUCAUGUGUUUCUGUGCUGUGACGUUAACACUGAUUCAAAUAAACAGUGUGCAGGGAUAUUGUGUGUGUGUCAGUGUUGUAUGGAUCAAUGCCACAACAGAUCUUGGCAAUAACACCUGUCUGCUCUUGU
This is a messenger RNA of Monopterus albus (swamp eel), 2172 nucleotides long. Its product is annotated as calcitonin-1. The record is from RefSeq and is a predicted model, not a curated record. Lineage: Eukaryota; Metazoa; Chordata; Actinopteri; Synbranchiformes; Synbranchidae. The transcript has 10 exons. Bases 866 to 1387 code for a protein of 173 amino acids. Gene Ontology annotation, molecular function: calcitonin receptor binding; hormone activity. Gene Ontology annotation, biological process: regulation of cytosolic calcium ion concentration; adenylate cyclase-activating G protein-coupled receptor signaling pathway. Gene Ontology annotation, cellular component: extracellular region.